Cavia porcellus (domestic guinea pig) is the source of this 4238-nucleotide messenger RNA. It is a transcript of the gene Invs, whose product is annotated as inversin. NCBI's taxonomy places the organism in Eukaryota, Metazoa, Chordata, Mammalia, Rodentia, Caviidae. Gene Ontology annotation, molecular function: protein binding. Bases 212 to 3388 code for a protein of 1058 amino acids. Gene Ontology annotation, cellular component: ciliary inversin compartment. Gene Ontology annotation, biological process: protein localization to ciliary inversin compartment. The record is from RefSeq and is a predicted model, not a curated record. The transcript has 17 exons.
AGGAACUACAAUUCCCAGAAAGCUGUGCAGCGGAGCACCGCCCCUAGCCUUCUGCAGGGGCUUGUUGGCUUCAGCGCCCUGGGAUCUGAGCCUACAGGUGUGGUGUCGCGCGCCUGGGAGAGGGGCGGCCCCGUGGGGGUCGCCUCCUGGAGCCAUCCUCCGGACGUCAGUCCUGGAGGAGGCGAGGGCUGCUCCAGUUUUUGGAACAACUAUGAACAAGUCAGAGAACUUUCCCUUUACUGGUUCUUCAUUAGCAUCACAAGUUCAUGCUGCUGCAGUUAAUGGAGAUAAAGGUACACUUCAAAGGCUCAUUGUAGGAAACUCUGCUCUUAAAGACAAAGAAGACCAGUUUGGGAGGACACCGCUUAUGUACUGCGUGUUGGCAGACAGACUGGACUGUGCAGACGCUCUCCUGAAGGCAGGAGCAGAUGUCAAUAAAACUGACCAUAGCCAGAGGACGGCCCUCCAUCUUGCAGCUCAAAAGGGAAAUUACCGAUUCAUGAAACUUUUACUUACACGUAGAGCAAACUGGAUGCAAAAGGAUCUCGAAGAGAUGACUCCUUUGCACUUGGCCACCCGGCACAAGAGCCCUAAGUGUUUGGCGCUUCUGCUGAAGUUUAUGGCCCCAGGCGAAGUGGACACACAGGACAAAAACAAGCAAACAGCUCUGCACUGGAGUGCUUACUACAACAACCCUGAGCACGUGAAGCUGCUGAUCAAGCAUGAUUCCAACAUUGGGAUUCCUGACGUGGAAGGCAAGAUCCCACUGCACUGGGCAGCCAAUCAUAAAGACCCAAGUGCUGUGCACACAGUGAGAUGCAUCCUCGACGCUGCUCCAACAGAGUCUUUGCUGAACUGGCAGGACUACGAGGGCCGCACACCUCUUCACUUUGCAGUCGCUGAUGGAAAUGUGACAGUGGUUGAUGUCCUCACCUCAUAUGAAAGCUGCAACAUAACGUCCUACGAUAACUUAUUUCGAACCCCGCUUCACUGGGCAGCUUUACUAGGCCAUGCACAGAUUGUUCAUCUCCUUUUAGAAAGAAAUAAGUCUGGAACUAUCCCAUCUGACAGCCAAGGAGCAACACCCCUGCACUAUGCAGCCCAGAGCAACUUUGCGGAAACCGUUAAAGUAUUUUUAAAACAUCCUUCAGUGAAAGAUGAUUCAGACCUGGAAGGGAGAACAUCGUUUAUGUGGGCAGCAGGGAAAGGCAGUGACGACGUCCUGAGGACCAUGCUGAGUUUAAAGUCUGACAUCGAUAUUAACAUGGCAGACAAAUACGGAGGCACAGCUCUGCAUGCUGCUGCCCUUUCCGGCCACGUCAGCACCGUGAAGUUAUUAUUAGAAAAUGAUGCUCAAGUGGACCCUACUGAUGUCAUGAAGCACACACCACUCUUUCGAGCCUGUGAGAUGGGACACAAAGAUGUGAUUCAGACACUCAUUAAAGGUGGAGCAAGAGUAGAUCUAGUUGACCAAGAUGGACAUUCACUUCUACACUGGGCAGCACUGGGAGGAAAUGCUGAUGUUUGCCAGAUUUUGAUAGAAAAUAAGAUCAAUCCCAAUGUACAGGAUUAUGCAGGAAGAACCCCUUUGCAGUGUGCUGCAUAUGGAGGGUAUAUCAAUUGCAUGGCUGUACUCAUGGAAAAUAAUGCAGACCCUAACAUUCAAGACAAAGAGGGAAGAACAGCUCUACACUGGUCCUGUAACAAUGGAUACCUUGAUGCCAUUAAAUUGUUGCUAGACUUUGCUGCUUUUCCUAAUCAGAUGGAAAACAAUGAAGAAAGGUACACACCCCUUGAUUAUGCUUUGCUUGGCGAACGCCAUGAAGUGAUUCAGUUCAUGCUGGAGCAUGGUGCCCUGUCCAUCGCAGCCAUACAAGACAUUGCUGCCUUCAAAAUCCAAGCUGUCUACAAAGGGUACAAGGUCCGGAAAGCUUUCCGAGACCGGAAGAACCUCCUCAUGAAGCAUGAGCAGUUGAGAAAAGAUGCUGCUGCCAAAAAGCGGGAAGAAGAAAACAAGCGGAAAGAAGCAGAACAGCAGAAAGGGUUGAGCCCAAAUUGCUGCAGACCUCCAGCCCUUCCCUGUCUUCUCAGUCCCCUGGAUGAGCCCAGCAGGCAGAGCAGGGACCCAAGGAAGCAGCCAUCUGCCAGCCACCAAGCCCAGGGCCCGGAGCCAGGAGACGACAGAAGGUCUCCAGGCAGACCCCGCCAGGAGGAGCAGAACGUCUCCUCAGACCUGCAGGGAACAGACUCCAGAAAACCAAACGAAACACCCAGGGAACAUUCUAGAGGUCACUCUGCCUGUGUCCACAUCAGACCCAAUGAAAGCAGCACCGGAGGCCGGCGUUCGGUAGCCGCCUCUGUUGAGAAGUCCAGAGGUGAGGCAGCCAUGCAUCGAUGUGAGAAGGGGACAGGUGUGUUGAAGCAGCCCUCCUCCGGCAGGGUGUCUGGGUCUGAUAACAAAGGGGAGAACCCCAGCCGGCCGACUGCAAGCCUUGCACCGCAGGAUGGACACUGGAAGCCCAGCAGACGGCAUGACUCAGCACUCAAGGCCCUAAGCGCGCCCCAGAAAAGGCGCACUCAGGAACUCAGAGGAAGGUGCUCCCCGGCUGGCUCAAGCCGGCCUGGCAGUGCCAGGGGUGAGGUGGUCCAGGCUGGACAGAAUCCUCUCCACCAGCGCACGUCAAGAAACAAAGUGACACAAGACAAGCUCGCAGGAGGGGCCUAUUCAGAUUUAUCAGAGAACACAAAGGAAGUGAGGUCAGGAGUCAGGAAGCUGGGGCCUGCUGCCCUAACUGAGAACAUUCAGGUGUCUAAGGAGCCGGCUCUGGCACCUGGUCUCCUCUCUGGGCAGAGUGUGAAUAUUGACCUUCUCCCUGUAGAGCUCCGGCUGCAGAUAAUCCACAGAGAAAGAAGUAGGAAAGAUCUGUUUCGCAAAAAGAACAAGGCAGCAGCUGUAAUCCAGCGUGCCUGGCGAAGCUAUCAGCUCAGGAAGCAGCUAUCCCACCUUCUGCACCAGAAGCAGCUCGGAGCUACAGACACCGACAGAUGGGAGCGAGAGUGCCUGGCACUGCUACUCGGGGUUUGGAGGAAGGAACUGGCACUUAAGCUCCCAAAGACCCCUGCAGUAAGCAGGACCCCCAGGAGUCCACCCAAGGGCAUCGCAGGAACAAAGUCCACCAGGCACUCAGUGCUCAAGCAGAUCUAUGGUUGUUCUCAGGAAGGGAAAGUGUAUCAUCCCACAAAACCCUCAAGACCCCCUCCUGCGCUGCGUCUCAGUUCAGUGAGCAACCUGCAGUGUAUACAUCUCCUUGGGAACACUAGAAGAUCAAAGAACUUUUCUUACAAUCUGCAAUCAGCUACUCAAUCAAAAAACAAACCAAAGCUUUGACUAUCUGUGGAGGAAGACUGGAAUAGACAGUGCAGAGUUCUGACUCUUUCUGGAUUCUUUUACAGCUCGCGAACAGUUUAGCAUCCUGACUAAGGCCUUUAUUACCCUGCAAAUGUGGUAACGAAGAAAAUGUCCAGUUGUUUACACUCUGCCUUUACCCAGGAUUGUUAACUCGUGUAAGCCUGCACUGAAAGGACUGUGACAGACCGUGCCCCAGGAGACUGCCUGUGUGCCUUCACCUCAGCAUGGCUGGAAAUGAGAUUUGGUAAUUCAGUAAGUGGAACUAUGAAUGUGAGCACCACAGGGUCUGCUAGGCUGAGAUUUUGACAAGUAGCCAGCAUGGGCCUGGACUCUUGGCUCAAGUGAUAAAGCUAAGUACGUGGGAUGAGGAGCCUGGCCCAAAGCAGCCACCGUUACACUAUUUUCCAGAUGAUCUACCAUAAAGAACCUUAUGAUGGAUACAUCUUCAUUCAUGCCAACAUUAUCAGAAUAAGGACCCAGUAUUCACACUUAGAAACUGUCAGAAGAUCCCAGGUACAUUCUCUUGAUUCCUUACAUUUUUCAGUUUCCCGUAUUACCCUCUGAAGGCCACAGCUGGUGACCAGGACCUCCCUGAAUUGCAUUUUCUCUGCUGAGCACAACAGGAGUAUCACAGCAUCAAGCAAGGGGGUAGGUUUUAUUUAUACACAAAACCAUGCACGCAGAGAGGUGCCAGCUCAGGUUUCAACAGCCCAUGUGUACUUCCUGACCAAACUGCCAGGUGAGCAAUCUUCUCAAGAUGCCAUUCCUAAUAACAGGGAAAACUACACAUGCUCUAAGAAAACUUAUUUAAAUAAAAAAAUUCCAACGA